Molecule: messenger RNA, 3955 nt
Organism: Xyrauchen texanus (razorback sucker)
Lineage: Eukaryota; Metazoa; Chordata; Actinopteri; Cypriniformes; Catostomidae
Product: epithelial splicing regulatory protein 1
Exons: 15
Coding region: 201-2357 (718 amino acids)
Biological process (GO): regulation of RNA splicing
Cellular component (GO): ribonucleoprotein complex; nucleoplasm
Molecular function (GO): mRNA binding
Source: RefSeq, a predicted model, not a curated record
AGCCAUUACGGAGCAGAGCCAGGGGUUCCGGACUGGAUUGCAUCGACACUCACGCGAUUAAAAGUCCACGGAACACGUACCGGCACUGAUCUGCCCGUAGGUGUGGGGUCACUGGGGUCUUCGCUUCUCUCUCACCUGGAGUUGAGCUCUAGGGUUUUCUUUUGGCAUCGAGGUGGUGACAAUAGUUUUUCCUUCUUAAAAUGACGGUUAAUCCCGAUUAUCUGGUGCUUUUAUUCACCAUCACAUCUGGCGCAAGUGGGGACCAAUUGGGAUCGGAUGAAAAGGAAAUCGUACAGUUGAUUUGGCAAGUCGUGGAUUUGGCGACUAAACAGGCUGGGCCAGUAAAUGAACUGCAUGUCAAACCGGAGCACAUUGAGCCCUCUGAGGAGUGUCAGGAGGUGAGUGGACUCACCGAGGAGGUCUUGACAACUGCUGCUCCACUCGAGGAAGCCAUUGACCAGUUGAAUCAGCGGUUAUGUGCGGAGGUGGACACAGGUGCAGGGAACACCUUCUGCUUCUGUAUGGAUGGACAGCUUCACAUGCGUCAAGUCCUUCAUCCCGAGGCCUCCAGCAAGAAUGUUUUGUUGCCUGAUUGUUUCUUCUCAUUUUUUGAUCUGCGGAAAGAGUUUAAGAAAAAAUUCCCGUCUGAAGGGGAAUUGAAAAACUUGGAUCUUCAGGUCAUGGCUGACUAUCUAAAUGUGGUUGUAGAUUCAUCUCUUCAUGCUUUCACUUCAUACAAGGUUGAACAGAUGUCAAAAAUUGUUUUAGCAUUCCUCUCUGAGCCUGUUUGCCAUACAUUUUCCUGUCCUGAAAAAGUGAAUGAUAAGUUUGAGACUGGCACCUGUAGUAAGAUGGAGAGGGUAGAUGAUAACACAGUGAUCAGAGCUCGAGGUCUUCCCUGGCAGUCCUCGGACCAGGAUAUUGCUCGCUUCUUCAGGGGUCUCAACAUCGCCAAAGGAGGUGCUGCAUUGUGUCUGAAUGCUCAGGGCAGGAGGAAUGGAGAAGCACUGGUGCGAUUUGAGAGUGAGGAGCACAGGGAUCUGGCCCUGCAGAGACACAAGCAUCACAUGGGCACCAGAUACAUUGAGGUUUACAAGGCAACAGGUGAAGACUUUCUAAAGAUAGCAGGAGGUACCUCUAAUGAAGUGGCCAAUUUUCUGUCGAGGGAGAAUCAGGUUAUUGUGCGCAUGCGUGGACUUCCGUUCACUGCCACUGCAGAGCAGGUGCUGCAGUUCUUCUCCCCGGCUUGCCCCGUGACUGACGGCAGCAAUGGCAUUCUUUUUGUACGCUUUCCCGAUGGCAGGCCCACUGGGGAUGCUUUUGUCCUGUUCUCCUGUGAGGACCAUGCUCAGAACGCACUUAAGAAACACAAGGACAUCCUGGGCAAGAGAUACAUAGAGCUCUUCAAGAGCACUGCAGCCGAGGUGCAACAGGUACUGAACAGAUACUCAUCGGCCCCAUUAAUACAAGUGGCCCCCUCCCCCAUCUUAUCUGUGGUGCCACCGCCAACAUUCAUACCCCAAACAGCAGCAGUGACAGGUAUCCGGGACUGUGUGAGAUUGAGGGGUCUGCCUUAUGAUGCCACCAUCCAGGAUAUAUUGGUUUUCCUGGGAGAAUACACAGCUGACAUUAAACCACAUGGAGUGCACAUGGUGUUGAACCAGCAGGGUCGUCCAUCGGGUGAUGCUUUUAUCCAGAUGCGUUCGGCCGAUCGGGCAUUCCUGGCGGCCCAGCACUGUCAUAAACGAAGCAUGAAGGGGCGUUAUGUGGAGGUGUUUGCAUGCUCUGCUCAGGAGAUGAACAUCGUGCUGAUGGGGGGAACGCUCAACAGGAGCGGCCUCUCGCCGCCACCAUGUAAGUUACAAUGUUUGUCCCCUCCAUCAUAUUCGUUUCCUCUUGGGACAACUGUCCUUCCUGCUGGAGCUGUUCUUCCAGCAGGGGCGGUGCUACCGGUUGAGCCAGCAGCUAUCUACCCCUCCCAGUUCCUGCUGAGUCCCCGGCCCCUGGCCCCAACCACUGCGUUCUACCCUGCCAAUAACCCACUGUACAUGAACUACACCGCCUAUUAUCCCAGCCCACCUGGCUCCCCCCCUAACAUCAGCUACUUCCCUGCUGGCCACACCCCUUCAGCUGGCUCAGUCCUCUCAGCCCCACCCACAGCACUGAUACGAAUGCAAGGCCAUGCCCCUUCCUAUGCUUACAACAGUGGGGUUAAAGAGAUCCUCAGCAUGGUACAUGGAUAUCAGCCAGGCAACAAUGAUGCCUUGGUAACUCUCCCCCCUGUGCUGUCGGCCAAGCAGCCUAUUGGAGACCAUACUCUAGGAGGCGGGGCCUAUAUUGACUUGCAGUUGCUUUAAGCCAAUCCAUUCACAAGGCCACACCCCUGUGGUGGAGCAUGGAUUUAACAAACCCCCUCAAAACAAAGCAGUUUAUGCCUUUCCUUAGAUUAGCUAUUUAUAUGAGAAUUUUUUAAAGAAAGAUAUGUAUUUUGACAUUAAUGUAUAUUGCACAUUGUUUUUUUUAUGCAUUAGAACUAAUAUUCUACUCAUAUGGUUGUUUUGCUGAAGUCAGAAAUGUGUUUGUAUGUUUGUGUACAUACAUGCAUGUGCAGUGAUAUUCACUCAGGAAAUAGCUCCUCGGGUCUAAAAGACUAACUGCCGAAUCAAGAUUUUUUCUGAUACCAUAAAUUUAAGCCAAAGGACCAAAAAAAAGUUUGUAUGUGUGUGUGUUAGUGUCUGUUUCCCUGUUGAUGUGACUCUACCAUGAGUAUGUGUAAAUAUGUGGAGGCCUUUUUUUCUUUGAAGGUUUUAAAAUGCAUGAUGAAGUUCAAAGAGCUAGCUGUUUUAACAUGUUUACAAGAUUCGCCACAUCCGUACAUUAUGCGCAAUGUUGUGUGUGGAUGGCUGCAACUUUAUAGUUGUGCAGCCUCAUUGUUAGGUGAUUUUAACAAAACCUGUCAAGAACAAUUCCUGGUCUUUUUUACUCUGAAAUCAAAAGAAACAAAUAAAAAAUUAUAUUUUGCAUUUAGAAAAGUAAUCAUAUUUUUAAGGGCAUCAAUAUUUUUUACAUUGUGACAUAAUUCUCAUUACCGCAAUAUAAAAAAAAGAAAAAAAGAUGGUCAUUAUGAUAUUAUUUUUACUGUGAAACAUUUUUUUUUUAAUUACUGUAAUGAGGGGGGGGAAAAAAGGAAUGGUAAAGCAACCUCAACUGGCAAAAUGUGCUUAAGUGUCCUGAAAAUAGUUUCUCAAUGCAAAAAAUGAAGUGUAGGCUUCAAUUCAGCACAAUAUAUCUUUACUUAUGUGUAUAUAUAUGUAUAUAUUUAGCAUUGAUUUGGGUUUAAAUAUGAUCAGUACAUUUUCUUAACAGGUUUCGUGAGAAUCACCCUUUCGCCAAAAUUGCUCAAAUGCAAAAUCAGGAACAAUUAAUUACUUUUGUGCUUUAUAUCCAUGUCUGUGUGUCAUGAAUCAAAAAUAUGCAUUGUCCUUACUCAAUGUACAAAACCCUAUAGAUAAAUGUACCCCAAAUGAUGGAUGCAUGACAUGUGCCUGUAUGUAUGCUCGUGUGUGUGUGUGUGUGUGUGUGUGUGUGUGUGUGUGUGCUUGAGCGUGUGUAUUAUUUCACAUGCACACCAUAACCAAGUCAAUGCAUGUGUGUUUAUUUAAUGCACUCAGAGAGUGUUUCGAGCGUGCUGUAUCGAUUUUCACCCGUUGUCUGUGUAUUAAGGAGAGUGUUUGUGUUGAAUGUGAACAGGUUUAUUUGUUACCUGCAGCUGAAUCCCAUCUGUAACCUUCUGUUUGUUUAUGCCAAUGUGCCUUGUAUAUUAUACCCUGUGCUUUUUAUUAAAUACUAGUGUGUAAUUAGCAUGUUUAGUGUUUUAUGAGCUGUAGGAGUAAAGCAUGAGACAGUAAAAUAGAGUGAGUGCAAGUAGUACCCACACAUGCCAACAGGCAGUAGU